GACCCCCGACAGAUCGAUUGAUCAUGGCGAGCAUGAGAACAACGAUCCUGAUCCUCCUCCCUCCCGUCUCCGUCCUCCUCGUCAUCGCUGCGCGGCGCCUCGGCCGCGUCGCGGCGCGCAACCUGAGCGCGUUGGCGCGCGCCCAGUUCUCGUGCCCUCCGGCGGGGGGCUCGUCGUUCCGGUACCUCUCCGUGGAGAGCAAACGCGCCACCCGCGAGCUGCCGGUGUCGCUGUACAAGAGGAGGCGCCCCACCUGCUGCGGCGGCGGCGGCGGCGAGGAGGAGGAGGAGGAGCUGCAGGGGGUGGAGUGCGUGUUCUGCCUGAGCGGCAUCGAGGAGGGCGAGGAGAUCAGGGAGCUCGAGUGCCGGCACCUCUUCCACCGGGGCUGCCUCGACCGGUGGCUGCUGGCCCGGCCGCUCGCGACGUGCCCGCUCUGCCGCUGCCGCCUCCUGACGUCGUUCACGCAGGCGCCGUGGGAGGAGGACUACGCCGACGAGGAGGAGGACUCGGACAUGAUGCUGUUCAUGGCGUGCGUGCAUGGUCGCAACAGCUGGUUCUGGCCGUCAUGAUCAUCAGCCAUCCGAUGCAUGAACCGCACGUGCCGGCGACACAAGUUCUUCGUGCAACUUGUUAUUCUCUUUCUUAUUAUUUUUUCGCUCUGAGAAUUGAAGGAGGACCAGUUCUUUUGUUCUCUUUUUUUCCCUUUUUUGUUCG
Phragmites australis (common reed) is the source of this 714-nucleotide messenger RNA. RefSeq names its product probable E3 ubiquitin-protein ligase ATL44. Lineage: Eukaryota; Viridiplantae; Streptophyta; Magnoliopsida; Poales; Poaceae. The record is from RefSeq and is a predicted model, not a curated record. Bases 24 to 569 code for a protein of 181 amino acids. The transcript has a single exon.